Messenger RNA from Lathyrus oleraceus (garden pea), 352 nucleotides. Its product is annotated as ATP-dependent Clp protease proteolytic subunit-related protein 2, chloroplastic. NCBI's taxonomy places the organism in Eukaryota, Viridiplantae, Streptophyta, Magnoliopsida, Fabales, Fabaceae. The coding region runs from base 35 to 352 and encodes 105 amino acids. The transcript has 4 exons. The record is from RefSeq and is a predicted model, not a curated record.
UUUCCCUAUCCGCUACCUCGUCGUUCACUUCAACAUGGCGGUUUCACCUUACGCCGCCGUUUCAACCCCUCGUGUUUGUUCUCCACCUAGUGUUUCCACUAAAAUCUACUCUGGAUUGAAACUCCAAUCUUCACGUUCUUUUGGAGCGUCUUCCGUUUCAUCUAGCGUAAAUGCUCAGUUUUUCGGUAAAGUUAACAAAGUUCUCAGUUUCCGGUAUGCUAACCAGAAGCCAGUUAGGGCACAAUUUCUAAUGAUGCCCAUUGGAACUCCUAGAGUACGCUAUAAAACACCUGGUGAAGAUUCUUGGCAAUGGAUUGAUUUAUGGAAUGCCCUUGUAAGUUGUUAUAUCUGA